Molecule: messenger RNA, 1173 nt
Organism: Aspergillus wentii DTO 134E9
Lineage: Eukaryota; Fungi; Ascomycota; Eurotiomycetes; Eurotiales; Aspergillaceae
Exons: 2
Coding region: 1-1173 (390 amino acids)
Source: RefSeq, a predicted model, not a curated record
AUGGACGAGUUCGCGCAGACUCGAGGAGGCGAUGAUUUGUUUGACGAUGAGAUCGUCCCGGUUCCUGCAGAACAAGCUCAGCCAGAAGUUCAACCGCAGGUGGAAGAACCUGUUGCUCCUGCUCCUGUUGCUGCUGAGAAGCCGGAUAGUCACGAUGUACAGCCAGCUCGUAUUGACACCCCACCGCGUUCGCGUGGUGGAGAACGAGGCCGGGGACGGGGCCGAGGUAGAGGUCGUGGUGGACGAGGAUCGCAUCAAUCCGGCCAAAGACGCACAGAAGGAGGCCCGAGGAACAAGGCAGGGGAGAAUGCUGCCGAGAAAGAGGUUAAGAAUGUGGAGGAACCAGUUCAGGACAAGCCCGUCGAAGGGACAGAGGAGCCCAAUAAAGAGGAUGAUGCCGCAUCGGACUCUAAAGUGGCCAACGGGAGUGAAGCGCAACGUGUGCCUGCUGUCCGUGGAGAUAGGAGUGCCACAGGUGGACUGAAGAAGCCAAAACUCACCGAAGAAGAGCUCUCACAGAAAAUUGCGGCUGCAAAAGAGAAUGCUGCUAGAAAAGCCGCAGCCCACGCCCGCGCCGAAGCCGACCAGGCAUCAUUCCUCGAGCGCGAAAAGGUUGCACAGGAAAAGCGACGUCAAGAGCGCCAAAACCGCGCUGUCAUGGACAAUGAAAGAGAGCGCAACCGACAGCGGAAGCUUGGCGCCUUGACUGGCCGAGAGUGGGAUGCUGUGAAGCGGGAAGAGGACUACAAUCCGCGUGGCGGAAAGAGUGGAUUCCGACGAGGAAUGCACGGCGGAGUCUCGGGGUACACUCGACGGGAGUUUGACGAUGGCCACCCUGGAGAAGAGAUAUCGGACCGCCACCACCAUCCAAACAACCACCGUGGACGAGGAAGGGGAAGAGGUGGGCGGGGCCGCGGGAACGCUCGUGGCCCUCGAGGAGAUUCAUCAUUUGAUGGUGCACCUGAUGGUCCUGCUGCGGAGGAAUCUAAGCCUUCGCCUUCCGCUCCAGUCAUUAACAACGAAACCGAAUUCCCUGCACUGCCCGGGGACUCGAAGAAAGACAGCACUUCUCCCGCUAAAAUUGCAACCGCCCCGGUUGCUGCGCUUGACAAACUGGAGUCCCUGUCGCCCGUGAACGGAGCCACAUGGGCCGAUCAAGUCGAAUCGCAGUAA